Quercus lobata is the source of this 1655-nucleotide messenger RNA. RefSeq names its product protein bunched, class 2/F/G isoform-like. NCBI's taxonomy places the organism in Eukaryota, Viridiplantae, Streptophyta, Magnoliopsida, Fagales, Fagaceae. Bases 557 to 1414 code for a protein of 285 amino acids. The record is from RefSeq and is a predicted model, not a curated record. The transcript is spliced from 7 exons.
GAAAGAGAGAGAGAGAGAGCCUUUCGUUUUUAUCAGAACAACAACAAGAAGAAGAACAACAACAAGCUCUGUCUGUGUAGCUUUGUUUCGUUCUCUCUCUGUGAUUUUCUCUCUCUUUUUUCUUUCAAUUACUUUCUUAGAAACCAAACACGAAAAUUUACGACAGCUACACUAUAAAAGCUGAGGAUCUGGAUUCUGAACCUCGUGAAGAGUGAGAGAGAGGGAAAGAGAGAGAGAGAGUUCAGAACGUGGUUUCCUUAGCUGAUUUCGAACAAGAUUGUGUUAAUUUUCAUUGAAAACAAGAAUUUUAGAGUUAAAGAGGUUACAUUUCGGAGAGAUUUGAGCUGUUUUUUAAGGAAUCUGAAACUUUUGUUUUGUCAUAUGAAAAAAAAAAUCAAGAGCGGUUAUCGGUUGGAGAGAUUAGAUUCUUACAUGGAAGUCGAAGAUUUACGCCCUGAAAUGUCAACAUUUUGUUGAAAUCUGAGUAAUACAGGGUAUCGGAAACUAUUGGGUUUCUCAGAUAGUGAUUCGGUGAGAUUUUCAGCUGUGUAUAAAAAUGGAUAAAGACUCUGUGAUGAGGAACAACCACACCAACAACAGCAACAUUAGAGGAGGAGGUGAAGCGACGUCGUCGUUUUUGAGACCAAGUAUUGAUAGCAGUAGACAACAGGCAACGACGUCGUCUGAUUUCGGGUUCCAGUGGGGGAAUCGCAAGCGGCUUAGGUGUAUGAAAAUCCAGGUCAAGGACAAGGACCACGACUCGACUGGACCGGUUCACAGGACCACGGUUCGCGUGGACCGCCGGGUCGUCCGAGCCGAUAAAGACUCGUCGAAUAGUCACCCCAGUAAUAAUGGGUAUUUGAAUCUGCGUCACCGACCCUCUUCUUCUCCUCCACCGCCACCUCAGCGAAUUCUCAGGAACUCUGCUGAGAUUACUUCAAGUGCUAUGAGGGGAGGCCAAAGCAACGGAGGAGUUGUGAGGGGAAUUGUUGCCUCACCGGACAGAGGGGGUGCGCACGAUAAGAAAGUGACACACACCAAUCACAAUAGCCAACACCACCCCCAUCACCAUCACCAGAAUGAGAAUAAUAUCAAUAAUCAUAAUAAGUCAGCGGCUGCUUCGUCCGAGACAGCGCACGAUAGCAAGAAAGGUGGUGGUGGCUGUGGUGGCUCGUCGUCUGGGGGCAGCGGUGACGCUGGUGUAGCAGGUGCAGGAAGUGUUGUGUGGCCUCCAAAGUUCGUCAUUGCUUUGACCAACAAAGAGAAAGAAGAGGAUUUCAUGGCUAUUAAAGGCUCUAAGCUCCCCCAGAGACCCAAAAAGCGUGCCAAGUUCAUCCAGCGCACCCUCAAUUUGCACAUUGUUUUCCAGCUUUGGACCAUACUGGCCAGUGGACAAAGCGCAAAAGGCAUAUGAUGGCAUUGGCCACUAUGUACAUGCACUUAAGCGUGGCAAGGAGGUAGGGUGAGAUUGGAUCAUGUGAUUUGUUUCCGUCCCGUCCUCUUUUCGGGGUGGGUCGAGUUAGGAUGGGGUGGAGGUAUUUUGUCAUCCAACAUGAGAUGGUUCCAAUACUAAUAAGAUAGAGUUGUGAGAAAAGAGGAUGAGUUGCAUUAAGAGUGUUGAGAUAGAGAGAAAAAUGUUUUGGGAUGGUAAUAGA